Amphimedon queenslandica is the source of this 498-nucleotide messenger RNA. RefSeq lists its product as uncharacterized. The transcript is spliced from 3 exons. The record is from RefSeq and is a predicted model, not a curated record. NCBI's taxonomy places the organism in Eukaryota, Metazoa, Porifera, Demospongiae, Haplosclerida, Niphatidae. The coding region runs from base 109 to 348 and encodes 79 amino acids.
UACUACACCAAAAAUCCAUGUUCACUGACAUGCAACGUUUACUUUAUAUCAGAUCCACCUCAUCUCAUAAAAACCAUCAGAAACUGUUUAGCAAGUAAUAAAAGAAACAUGGAGUUUAAUGGUAUGCCAAUUUCUUGGAGAUUUGUGAAAGACCUCUAUCAAAUGACAUUGAAGUCUGAGGGACUUACGAGUCUACCUAAGCUCACAUAUGAGCACAUUAAUUUAACUGGUUUUUCAAAAAUGAGAGUCGAUUUAGCUGCACAAGUUCUCAGUUCUACAGUCAGUAUUGGAAUGAAGACAUUCUUACCAGAUGAAAAACAGCACAAAGAAGAAUUUACAGAAAGAUAAAAGCUUGAGAUCUAAGCUCUCGUGCUCAGCCUCCAACAGUGAUGAUUGAUGAAUAAUAGUUAUUAUUAUUAUUACUAGAAACAAUGUAAAACAUUAAAGGGCUCAGCCUCGUAGAUAAUUAGCUGGAAAAAAGCAGAAUCUCAACCUUAA